AUGUCUAAUGUAAGGUGGGAUAAAAUUAGACAGUCCCAUGUUGAGAAAGAUCCACAAAUUUGGAACUGGGAAGCGAAUCUCCGAUUGGAGAAUGAAUCAUUCACAAUUUUUGUGGAUAAUUUACCUGGCAAUGUUUCGAAGAAUGAAUUGUUUCAUAUGUUCAAGUGGACAGGAAGGAUAAAUGACAUCUAUUUGGCACGUAAGGAGAAGUAUGGCCGGAUCCAUCUGUUUGCUUUCAUCAGAUAUACUACAAAAGGAGGGGCAUUAAAGGCCAUCAAGGAGAUGAAUGGAAUGCGAUUACAGAGCAAAGAGAUCUUUGUGGGUGAGGCUAAGUACAGGAGGAGGAUUGAUGUCCGAAAAAAAACCACUACGCACGAUGAAGAUGUCAGGCAUCUCUUGAUGGAAAACAAGAAAAAAUUAAAGAAAAGGAUAUUGAGGUGA
Arachis ipaensis is the source of this 441-nucleotide messenger RNA. The record is from RefSeq and is a predicted model, not a curated record. Lineage: Eukaryota; Viridiplantae; Streptophyta; Magnoliopsida; Fabales; Fabaceae.